This is a messenger RNA of Oryzias latipes (Japanese medaka), 1200 nucleotides long. RefSeq names its product forkhead box E3 (gene foxe3). NCBI's taxonomy places the organism in Eukaryota, Metazoa, Chordata, Actinopteri, Beloniformes, Adrianichthyidae. The record is from RefSeq and is marked provisional. Gene Ontology annotation, molecular function: RNA polymerase II cis-regulatory region sequence-specific DNA binding; DNA-binding transcription factor activity, RNA polymerase II-specific. Gene Ontology annotation, biological process: regulation of transcription by RNA polymerase II; anatomical structure morphogenesis; cell differentiation.
AUGACCGCAGAGCCCUCGCCCGCAGAGCCAGAGGCAAGUCCUGGCGUCAUGUCCCCCGGCGUCAGCUUGGACUCCCCGCUGCCUGCGGGGCUGCAGUCUCGGUCCAAAGACGGGAUUUUGAUCAAGUUGGAGCCCCGUGGGGGCAGUCCGAGCGCGGAGGACGGAGGCGCUGUCGGUCAGACGGAGGAGCACCUGCCGUCAGGCAGCCGCCGCAGGAAGAGGCCCGUCCAGAGGGGCAAGCCUCCCUACAGCUACAUCGCUCUCAUCGCCAUGGCCAUCGCCAACUCCCCCGAGAGGAAGCUGACGCUGGGGGGUAUUUACAAGUUCAUCAUGGAGCGGUUUCCGUUUUACAGAGAGAAUUCCAAGAAGUGGCAGAACUCCAUCCGCCACAACUUGACUCUCAACGACUGCUUUGUGAAGAUCCCCAGGGAGCCCGGGAGGCCCGGCAAGGGCAACUACUGGACCCUGGACCCCGCAGCCGAGGACAUGUUCGACAACGGCAGCUUUCUGAGGAGAAGGAAACGGUUCAAGCGCACAGAUGUGAGUACCUAUCCCGGAUACAUGCAGAACUCUAGCGCCUUCACCCCGACGCCGAUGGGCCGGCCUUCCUACCCGAACAGCCUUUACGCAGGGAUCGGCUCGGGGUAUGGGUCCCAGCUAACGUCUGCGUCCCCGCAUCCGGCGAUGCUGCAUCACUACCAGAACCCCGCCGGGGUCAGCCAAGGACAGCCGCGGAUGUUCAGCAUCGACAACCUCAUCAGUCAGCAGGCGGUGGUGCAGAGCGGCCCUUCGGCGGAGCUCAACUCCCAGGCGCUGGGAGACCUGAGUACCAUGACCUCCAGCUGCUCUGUCACGGGCACCGACCCGUCCGCCUGUUUCCAGACUCAAACCGUCAACCCGUCAGCGAACAUGCUCAACAGGAACAGCGGGAACCUCUCCUCCAGCUUGAGUGCAGGGUACCCCUACUCCUCCUCUUCGGCCUCUCCUCCCAACCUGCCCUCCAUGAGCCAGGCCGGCUUCUCCCCGGGGGGCUCCCAGGUGUACUGCUCGAGCAACCGGUUGCCCCUGCCCGCCCUGCGCCCUGGAUCCUGCGCCGAGCACGCGGAGCAGCUGCUGGGCCUCCCGAGCUCCAUGAACUCCUACAACAGCGGCUACAUGCGCCAGGCCAACUUUGCGUCAGGACUGGAGCGCUACAUGUGA